AUGCCUCCACCAUCCGCUGCCCAGCAGAAGGUUCUCAUCGCCCAGUUCGUAGCUCUGACUGGUCAAUCAGAGCGACAGGCUACCCGUUACCUCAAGAAUGCCGGGUUCAAGCUCAACGAAGCUGUCGAUACUCACUCAAGCACAGUCCGGCCAGCUAAGAAGAUGGGAUGGAAAAGUUUCAAGAAGCGCAUCAAGACCGGGGUUCCUAUCUUAUCCUCUACCAAGGAGGCCGGCAAAGAUACCCCUCGACCGUCUCAUCAGACGGAAUCUGAACAAACACGAACGGAUUCGAAAUCUCGGUUCUUUUCAUCCAAUGGAGACACUAAAGGCCCAUCGCCUCUGGAAGUAUCGCUAGACAAGCUAUUUACUCAACUGCAAGGUAUUUUGGUCCUCCAGUUCGUCAAGUUCACUAGCUUAUAUCUUCAACUAGACUCUAGCGAUGAAAAAGACAAACUGGAGCUCGACUCUACAAUGUCAUACCUCACUGAGAAGCUGCAAGUCAACAUCGAAAACGCUGAGCUACUUGUUGCGCUUGAACUUCUCCAGGCUCCAUCUGUGGGCGUCAUUACCAGAAAAGGUUACGUUGAUGGCUGGAAAGUGACUGGAGCUGGAACGACACAUCAAGAGCAUGCCGCCCAUCUCCGGAAACUGACCAAAUCCCUCUCUUCUGACCCGACGCUAUUCAAGAAGGUUUAUAGACAUACCUUUGUUGCUGGUCGAGAUGGCGACCAGAAAGCACUGAACGUUGAGACUGCGGUCGUUUACUGGGAUAUCCUAUUUGCCCCUCCGGGAAUGGAGUGGAAGACACCAAACCGCAACUGGCUGGAAUUGUGGAAGUCCUUCCUCAAUGCCAAAUGGACUCGUUCGGUCAACAAAGACAUGUGGAACAUGACACUCGAGUUUGCCCUCAAGUCUUUAUCUGACGAGUCACUAUCAUUUUGGAAUGAGGAUGGCGCCUGGCCAAGUGUGAUUGACGAUUUUGUGGAUUGGUGUCGUGAGCAAGGCAUUGGUAAGGCCGAUGGCAUGGACGUUGACAACUAG
Messenger RNA from Fusarium tjaetaba, 1041 nucleotides. RefSeq names its product Defective in cullin neddylation 1. Gene Ontology annotation, molecular function: ubiquitin conjugating enzyme binding; ubiquitin-like protein binding; cullin family protein binding. Gene Ontology annotation, biological process: positive regulation of ubiquitin-protein transferase activity; protein neddylation. Bases 1 to 1041 code for a protein of 346 amino acids. Gene Ontology annotation, cellular component: ubiquitin ligase complex. The transcript is spliced from 5 exons. The record is from RefSeq and is a predicted model, not a curated record. NCBI's taxonomy places the organism in Eukaryota, Fungi, Ascomycota, Sordariomycetes, Hypocreales, Nectriaceae.